Molecule: messenger RNA, 2409 nt
Organism: Agrilus planipennis (emerald ash borer)
Lineage: Eukaryota; Metazoa; Arthropoda; Insecta; Coleoptera; Buprestidae
Exons: 2
Coding region: 628-1044 (138 amino acids)
Source: RefSeq, a predicted model, not a curated record
ACAAACGUAAACGAACAAGUCGAAGGACAAAAGUAUAACUUACUUAAAAUAUGUGAUGAAAAUGAACUUAUUGUACUACCACCACCAAUACCUACCCAAAACCAAACAACGGAAAACAAGUUCGCAGAACCAAGUAUGGGCAAAAACCCAACAGGGCAAUACCCUGCCUCAUGCAACUGCAUUCCUAGAAUAUGAGAAAUGUGGACAGAAUGGCAUACAAUUAAAUGAGGGUGAAUGCGAUUGAUAUUGACCCUAUCUAUUGUAGUCAUGCCGACGCUGCAAUUAUAUGAUAGGCACUAGUUGAAUGACAUUUUACAAACCUAUUGCUUGUAACCUCAUCUUGAGGCAUAUUGAAAUUGUAGGUAUUUCCUUUAAUGUAAUAAAUUAAAUUAUAUUCAAAGUUUGUGAACCAUACUGAGUGUUAGAAAUAAAAGAUAAUAUUAAAACUGCCAACAUAUUCCGCCCGCCUUGGAAGACCGUAGUCUUUCGAAACAUACUACACUUAUGCGGAAUAUAGCUGCCUUAGACACUACCUAUAAGAUAUCGCAAGAUCUAUGGUCAUUAUGAUAAACAACCUAUGUAUGAUAAACAACAUUGUUUUUUUAAAGGCGUCAUUAGUAAACGCUUAUGAACUACAUUAAUUGCUACACUUCACGAUUCAUGUCUCAAUUCACAAAACCAAUCCCGUUGAGUUUUUUGAAAGCGGCAUCACCCAACACUGAAAUUUACGAACCAUACGGUGCAGCAUCCCGGGGAUUGGUAGGACCCUCUUCGACAGGAAGAAUUGAUAGUUUGGUGGCUGCUCGCUUUACUUCCCCGGUACUGGUUUUGAUGGUAGCUGCACGUAUGAUGCCAUACUUCCCAGGGUGCACGUCCACGACACGGCCUGUUUUCCAUCUCAGGAAAGGAAGAUUGUCCUCACGUAGCAGCACCAAUUGUCCUUGUUCCAGUUUUGGUCCCAUUGAAACCCUCCAUUUGCUCCUUUGGUGCAGCUGGCCCAGAUACUCCUUGGACCAACGAGUCCAGAAGUGUUGCUUCAAUUGACAUAUAUGCUGCCAUCGUGAGAGUCUCGUUGCUGGCAGAUGUUCAAUGCUUGCCUCCGAAACGGAUGUCAGCGAGUCUCCAAUAAGGAAGUGACCGGGAGUGAGGAAGGACAGGUCAUUCGGGUCAUUGGAGAUUGGAGUUAAUGAUCGUGAAUUUAAAAUGGCUUCGAUUUCACACAACAACGUGCUAAAUUCUUCGAAAGUUAGUGAAGCGUCCCCAGCUACACGUUUAAUGUGGUGUUGACCGCGGCCUCCCACAAACCGCCAAAGUGUGGGGACCGAGCUGGAAUAAAGCUCCAGCUUAUACCUUCAUUUAGUGUUAUAGUUUGUAUUCUGUUAAUAUUGACCUUAAUAUAUAACAAAUUGUGCAUUUCUUUUAGUUCCAUAUUAGCACCAACAAAGUUGGUACCAUUGUCGUAUAAUUUUGAGACCUUGCCUCUACGGGCUAUGAACCUCUUUAGAGCGGCAAUGAAUGACUCAUUAGACAAGUCACUGACUAAUUCAAUGUGAACGGCUCGAGUAGAAAAACAAACGAAUACAGCGGCAUAAGCCUUCACAAUACGUCUGCUCUUUCGCGAGCCUUCCUUUAAUUUGAAAGGGCCACAAUAGUCCACACCUGACACCAAAAAUGGUCGAGUUGGUUCGACGCGUUCAACUGGUAAGUCACCCAUAUUUGGUUGCGAAAUUACUGGGUUUGCACGGAAACAAGUAAUACAUUUAUUAAUUAUACGUUUUACACUAUUUCGGGCAGAUAUCGGCCAGUAUUUCUGACGUAUAGCAGCAAGUGUCGUUCGUGACCAGCGUGUAGUUGUGUUUUAAGGACACGCAUGAUUGAAAGAUCGGUAAAACUAUGUUUAGCCGGAAGAAGAAUCAGCUGCUUUUUACCGAAAGGUAUAUUUGAGUUUAUAAGCCUACCGCCUACUCUUAAUGCGCCAUCAAUGGCAAUAAAAGGACAGCGCAAGUAUUUUACUACCAUUGUGCUUAUUUAUUUAACUGCAACGUACAGUCUAAAGAGUUAAAAGACAUAUGGUGACGAAUCGUGUGGUAAGCUGCAGCCCCUUCAGCAGCGACAGUCUUCUCAUUAAUUGACGAUUUCUUUAUAAAAAUGUCUAAGGCUUUAGAAGUCCCUGCCUGGGAUUGUAAUCUGUUCUUAUGCUUGGCUGUUUUCUGAUGUUCCUCAAUAUCUAUCGCACCUCUACUGGCUGUAGAGAUACUGGAUUCACAAAUACAACGAUACACUUCAGAGUCAGAUUUGCCGCGUUUGAACGAGGGAAACCUUUUUCCUAAAGCUUCAUUGAAUGUGUAUUUUCGUUUCGGCAUGCUUUAGAGGAAACAUUAAACUUAUAAACACAAUUCUACAGCUGAA